AGCCCUGCAGCCUGCUACAUGCUUCCCCGGCUGGAGAACACCAACACACCUUCAGUGUUGGUGUCAUUUGAAGAUGUGGCUGUGGACUUUACCCAGGAAGAAUGGCAGACAAUGGACAAUACUCAGAGGACCCUGUAUAGGGAGGUGAUGCUUGAGACCUAUAACAAUCUGCUGUCCUUGGGGUACUCCAUGACAAAGCCUGAUGUGAUAUUCAAGUUGGAGCAAGAAUCAGCACCAUGGACAGUGGAAAAACCUGUGAAGCAGAGACUUCCAGAUCCCCAUGGAAAGAAUGAGCAGCUUGGAGCUAAUCAAAACGGUCAAGAAAUAUUCUUCAGCAACACUUCAAAGCACAUCAGAGAAUCCACACUGGUGAAAAACCUUAUGAAUGUAGCGAGUGUGGAAAAGGAUUUCAUCAUAAGUCAAGCAUGA
Ochotona princeps (American pika) is the source of this 429-nucleotide messenger RNA. Its product is annotated as zinc finger protein 334-like. Gene Ontology annotation, biological process: regulation of DNA-templated transcription. Lineage: Eukaryota; Metazoa; Chordata; Mammalia; Lagomorpha; Ochotonidae. The transcript is spliced from 5 exons. Bases 19 to 429 code for a protein of 136 amino acids. The record is from RefSeq and is a predicted model, not a curated record.